UCACAGCGCGUCUCGGUUUGAACAAGCUUUCACCUGUCACUUUCCCAGAUUUCGCCUCUUCUUUUCUGCUGUUGGUACCAUUCACUGCUUUCCAGACACAGUGUCGUUUUUCCUUUUUUGUUUGUGGGGGUUAUUUUUUCACACCUUCAACUUUAUGGACCGGCUACUGCGCUUCGACCUGCUGGAGGGCUGCGGCCGCUGAUAACAGGUUGCUCCCAGCUUUCUGACCGGUUUCCGCCAUGCGUUAAAGACACGAAGACUUUUGGGUUUGGCUCUGGGAGUCUGACUCCAUGUAACAAAGUUGGCCAGCAGGAUUUCCCCCCCCUCCCCGGCGACCUCACAGCUGAAAGUGCCGCAGCUUCACCUGUUGUGUUCCUCUUGUCGGUGAGGGAAAGAGAAAGUGGACCAUUCCCAUUUCGGUUCUUUUAACGGAUUGAGGAUCCAUGAUGAGUAAACCCACCGGCUCCACAAGUGGCUGUUUGGAUAUUCUGAAUGUCAAAUCAAGUCGUAUUCUAGACAUCCCCUGCAAAGUGUGCGGCGACCGCAGCUCAGGGAAACACUACGGUGUUUACGCCUGCGACGGUUGCUCGGGAUUCUUCAAGAGGAGCAUCCGCAGAAACCGGACUUACUUGUGUAAAUCUGGCUCACAGGGUGGCUGUCCCGUUGACAAAACGCACAGGAACCAGUGCCGAGCGUGUCGUUUGAAAAAGUGUCUGGAAGUGAACAUGAAUAAAGACGCCGUUCAGCAUGAAAGGGGGCCCCGGACAUCCACCAUCCGCAAACAGGUCGCGCUGUAUUUCAGGGGCCACAAGGAGGUGAACGGAUCCUCCACGCAUUUCCCUGGUUCCUCACUCCCCGGACCCCCUUUCUUCACCACAGUCACGCAGCUGGAGCCUCACAAUCUGGAGAUGAGCUCAGUGGCCACCACACCGGAAAGGCAGGCCAUCGUUGGUCUGGCACAGCCAACCCCCAAGUACCCCCACGAGGUCAGUGGGACCCCCAUGUAUCUCUAUGAGGUGGCAACAGAGUCGGUGUGCGAGUCUGCAGCGCGCCUGCUAUUCAUGAGCAUCAAGUGGGCAAAGAGUGUGCCCGCCUUCUCCACCCUCCCAUUAUCGGAUCAGCUGAUUUUACUGGAGGAUGCAUGGAGGGAAUUGUUUGUUCUGGGCAUUGCGCAGUGGGCCAUUCCUGUGGAUUCCACCACUCUUCUCGCCGUUUCCGGACUGAACAGCGAAAACAUGGAGGCUCAGCGGAUGAACAAGAUCAUGACUGAGAUCCAAGCGCUGCAAGAGGUGGUCACCAGGUUCAGACAAAUGCGUCUUGACGCAACAGAGUUCGCCUGUUUGAAAUGCAUCGUGACGUUCAAAGCAGUUCCAACGCAAGGCAGCGCCGAACUAAGAGCUUUCCGCAACGCGAGCGCAAUCGCUGCGCUCCAAGACGAGGCGCAGCUGACUCUCAACAGCUACAUACACACCAGGUAUCCCACCCAGCCCUGCCGCUUCGGCAAGCUCCUGCUCCUCCUGCCUGCGCUGCGUUCCGUCAGCCCCUCCACUAUAGAGGAGGUGUUCUUCAAAAAGACCAUCGGAAACGUUCCCAUCACCAGGCUCCUCUCCGACAUGUACAAGUCCAGCGAUAUAUGAACCCUUUCCCAAACCGUCCGCGCGCAAUGCUCAGCAGGUGCAGCUGUGGGUGGAACUUUCCCCCCUUUUUCUUGCAGUGGACACACUUAUUAAAAGUGCAAAAACUGCAGCAGAUCACCAGAUAGCCUGUUAACAGCUGCGCUAGUUGAGGAUUAGCAUGUAGCGCCCUUGCCUGUGUCUGAAAACAGAAGUUUUUGCGGACUGAGCUUCGCCUUAAGACUGAGAGCGUCUGCCAGACCCCCUUUUGAGACUGAAUUGUUAAAUGUUACGAUGUUAUUCGAGUCUGUGAGACCAAUGAGCUUGACGACCAAUUCAAUCUUUUAAUUCUUCAACACCCCCCGAUGGAGGAAACCAAAAAGAUGAGGCGCGGACAGGCGCUGUUCCUCCAUCCAGUGCUGAAACCAAACGCACGGCGCAGAGGAGACGAGACGAGACGCCUGCGCAAUGUGGAAAACAAUCAAAAGACUGUGUUGCACAGCCUUCCCCCCCAACACACAUACGCAUUUCCUCUGACCUUAAUUAACCCGAGGAGGGUGUCUGUCUUUCAGUGGUUAUACUGUCCUGUUCGUGUCGGUGUUUGAGGCGCAGCAUUAAAAAUGCUUGCGGGUCAGCUGUGUUACGUUCAGACACGACCACCAGAUACAUCCAUGUUCAGCACUUGGAGAUGUUUUUUUGUGGCCUGUGAUGUUUUACUUUUGUUGUAAAUAUCUGGAGUUAUAACUAUUUAGAGUUGUAACAAUCAUAAUAAAAGAUUGUAAAUCCA
This is a messenger RNA of Oryzias latipes (Japanese medaka), 2400 nucleotides long. RefSeq names its product nuclear receptor subfamily 2, group E, member 1 (gene nr2e1). Gene Ontology annotation, molecular function: DNA-binding transcription factor activity; sequence-specific DNA binding; zinc ion binding. The record is from RefSeq and is marked provisional. Gene Ontology annotation, biological process: regulation of DNA-templated transcription. Lineage: Eukaryota; Metazoa; Chordata; Actinopteri; Beloniformes; Adrianichthyidae.